GGGUCUCAGAUGGAUGAAUGAGUGGAAUCCGGGGGUGUCGAGGACGUAGUGCACGUAGACAGGGAGCGGUUUGGGAUUGGACCCGCACUCGGACAGCAGCACUGCAGCAUGGCCGGAGACACUGACAGCCGACUUCAGGAGCAGGAAGAAAACGGCAAUACCAUCAGGCAGCCGUUUCUUAUCGGAGUGUCUGGAGGUACAGCCAGUGGAAAGUCUUCGGUAUGUGCCAAGAUUAUGGAGAUGCUGGGGCAGAAUAAGAUCGAUCAUCGGCAGCGUCAGGUCGCCAUCCUGAGUCAGGACAGUUUCUACAAAGUGCUCACGCCUGAACAGAAAGCCAAGGCGGUCAAAGGACAGUUCAACUUUGAUCAUCCAGAUGCCUUUGACAACGAGCUGAUCUUAAAGACGCUCCAUGACAUCAUUCAGGGGAAGACGGUUCAAAUCCCGGUGUACGACUUUGUCACACAUUCCAGGAAGGACGAGUUUGUGACGCUGUAUCCGGCCGACGUAGUUCUGUUGGAGGGCAUUCUCAUCUUCUACUCGCAGGAGAUCCGGGACCUUUUCCAGAUGAAGCUGUUCGUGGACACGGAUGCAGACACGCGGCUGUCUCGCAGAGUUCUGCGAGACAUCACCGAGAGAGGACGUGAGCUGGAGCAGGUCCUGUCCCAGUACAUCACUUUUGUAAAGCCAGCUUUCGAAGAAUUCUGUCUUCCAACGAAGAAGUACGCAGACGUCAUCAUCCCACGCGGAGCCGACAACCUCGUUGCGAUAAACCUAAUAGUGCAGCACAUUCAGGACAUCCUCAACGGCGGCUUCAGUAAACGCCAGAACGGCUACAUGAACGGUCACGUAACUCCCCGACAGAGACGCACGUCUGAGUCCAGCAGACCGCACUGACGUCUCCGCGUCUCUCCUGCGCAGGACGGGGUUGGACUCGUGGAGCCACGCCCGACGCCCUUUCAUCGUGUGGAAGAGCGGAGCAGCUUGAGCUGGAAGAUUUUUUUUUUUUUUUGCUUUUACCUUUUUAAUUUUCCCUUAGCUUGAGGUUGGAAGUGCUUUCUGUUCAUCAUCGUCCUCAUAAUAAAGUGAAAAUAAAGUGUUUAUAUCCUGGCUCAGACUAAAAACACCACUCCAGGUGUUGGAACGCUGUGGUGGAUGAGCCAGCCGUAUGUGUGAGUGCAUGAGAGAGAGAGUGUGUGUGUGUGCGAGAGAAAUGCCUUUAGAAACUUGAAGUCAGACUCAGGAAGAGUGACUGUCGGGCUGUAUUUAUCCUAAAUGCCAAAAGUGUUUACAUCCCACCCUUUAUAAGGUGUGUGUGGUUAAGUUUCUGAGACUCUAGCAUAGGUAUUUGCUCCACUGAUGGUUUUAUACUGAAGUAUUUGUAAAGACCUUCUAUAUCCGAGUGUACAAGAUGGGAGCCUUAUACCAGGGUGAAGUGUUUAUAAAACAUUGCUACUCCUAUUAGCGAAGACUUUAAGGCUAUAAACACUCAAAUUAAAUCUCAUGUCAUAUUUGACAACUUUUUAGGUAUUUGACAUGUGCACAGAUUGAAAAUCAGUGUGAUGUCAGGGAGGUCAAAUGUUCUGCAUCUUUAUGCAUCCUCCAGUACUUGAAUUGUAGUUAGACCACUAGACAGGUAGAUUUUUUUUUUUUUUUUUUUACUUUUGAUAUUAGAUGCAAAAUAAUGUGUGCGAAUUUCUGUGAAAACUGUAAUGACAUAGAAAUAAAUAUAUAUAUUAAAGUUUAUCAAGCAAA
Molecule: messenger RNA, 1752 nt
Organism: Neoarius graeffei (lesser salmon catfish)
Lineage: Eukaryota; Metazoa; Chordata; Actinopteri; Siluriformes; Ariidae
Gene: uck2b
Product: uridine-cytidine kinase 2b
Exons: 7
Coding region: 109-894 (261 amino acids)
Cellular component (GO): cytosol; cytoplasm
Molecular function (GO): kinase activity; ATP binding
Source: RefSeq, a predicted model, not a curated record